AUGUUUUUACUUCCUGUAUCCCGAUCCCUGUUAAGAUCUUCUAAUCUUCUUUUCUCUGUAUCCAAUAAUUUUCGUUCUCGAUUUCUUUCUAAAGAUGUGGAUGGUUCCCUUCUUUCACGUUUAAAAAAUGAUGUAAAGAAUGCGAUGAAAAAUAAAGAUCAAUUAAAAUUGAAUGUCAUUCGAGGUCUUCUUUCGGAUAUUACUUAUGCAAGUAAAUCGCCAACCUCUAAAUCUUUUUCUGCUUCUGAUAAUGAAAUUUAUAAUAUAAUCAAUCGUGCAAUUAAACGUCGUCAAGAAUCUAUUACUCAAUUUACUCAGGCUAAUCGUUUAGAUCUCGUAGAGAGUGAAUCUUCUGAGUUACUUAUUUUGAAUUCUUAUUUACCUGAACAAAUGUCUGUUCAAGAAAUUGAACUUGAAGUUAUAAAAGUUAUUGAUCGAUUGGAUAUAAGUGAUGUUGGAAUUAAGAAUUUGGGAAAAAUCAUGAAAGAAUUGAACCUUGAUAAUGCUAGAGCUCCAAAAAAAGUCGUCGUUGAAGUUGUGAAAAAAAGUAAUAGUAUUGGAAGUAAUCCUAGUACUGGAAAUAAUGAAGAUAAGUGUGUAAAAGGUAAUGAAGAUAGUGGGAGUAAUGGAGUUGAUAAAAU
Dentiscutata erythropus is the source of this 641-nucleotide messenger RNA. Lineage: Eukaryota; Fungi; Glomeromycota; Glomeromycetes; Diversisporales; Gigasporaceae. The record is from the annotation of a GenBank genome assembly.